Caenorhabditis remanei is the source of this 957-nucleotide messenger RNA. RefSeq lists its product as uncharacterized. Bases 1 to 957 code for a protein of 318 amino acids. The record is from RefSeq and is a predicted model, not a curated record. NCBI's taxonomy places the organism in Eukaryota, Metazoa, Nematoda, Chromadorea, Rhabditida, Rhabditidae. Gene Ontology annotation, molecular function: G protein-coupled olfactory receptor activity. The transcript is spliced from 7 exons. Gene Ontology annotation, biological process: olfactory behavior; G protein-coupled receptor signaling pathway.
AUGCUCUGGCUUCACAUCGUGCAAUACUCUGGUUUCUUUUUGGCCCAAAUUACAAAUUCCGUAUUGAUUUAUCUCAUUUUGACAAAAGCUGAAAAACUAUUCGGUACAUAUCGUCAUGUCAUGUGCACUUUUGCAAUGUAUUCUCUCAUUUAUGCUUGGAUUGAAGUGUUGACCCAACCGGUCAUGCAUAUCAAGGGACCUUGUUUCAUUGUUUUUAUGGAUAGUCCGUUGAAGUAUCACAGUUGGAUUGGCAAUAUGAUCACAUGUAAGUACAGUUUGAAGUUGGUCUACACUGAACAUUUCAGACCGGAACUUCUCGCGAAGAUCGAAGGAUUCAAACUCACUUACAUCUUCAUUCCAUGCAUCGUCUGCUUCGUAUUGUGGUUUGAAUUUGUUUAUUAUGGAAUGGCGAACACUGUGGAAAAACAGAUUUAUAUGAAGGAAGAACUAGAAAACUAUUAUGAAGAAGACUCUGAAAGAGUUGCUUUCAUUGCACCAAUGUAUUGGUCCAUUGGAAAAAAUGGAGAGAAAAUUUGGAAGUUUGGGGAAAUAAUGGGUUCUACUGGCUGUGUUUGUAUUAUUGCCGUAUGUUUCUCCACUAUUGUUAUCUGUGCAACAAAUAUUUAUCUGACAAUGAAAAGUGUCAAUUGUCAUAUGAGUGCACGAACAUUGGAGUUGAAUCAUCAACUUUUUCUCACUCUCACUUUCCAGACUCUCCUCCCAUUUAUUAUGAUGUACAGUCCAGUUGGUUUGUUGAUUACUCUUCCACUUUUUGAAGUUUAUGUCGGGAGCAUUGCCAACUUCGUUCCAGCAAGUCUUGCAGUCUAUCCAUCUUUGGAACCACUUAUCGCAAUGAUUUGUAUCAAAGAUUUUAGAAAAACCAUUCUGUGUUCCUCAUGGAGAAAGAUUUCUCCGAGAGUUACGGCAUAUAUUACGAGUUCAAGUGCGAUUCUUUAA